AUGGAUGCGGGUCCGAUCCGGCUCAAGGUUCUUAUGGUACGUACCAUCGGAGCACAAGAGGUGGAAUUUACGAAGGGCGAUAUCCGAUCUUUGGCGGACAAGACUAGAGGUAUUCAAACCGCGAACACAUCCCACUGCGCUGCCCGAAACUUACCGGGGAAUAUAGCACACGUAAGCCGAGAUCUGCCACUGGACGCGUGGCCAGCAGAUGUUGUCUGCUAUGCAGGCAUCACGGAAUUGCUAGUUGACCUGCAUGUCAUCCUCCUGGUGUGGGAAAAGGUUGGCCCGCUUGAUGUGUCGGACAUUCCGUUGAACGUAUCGGUGAUUCACGCGCCGAAAACCCGCAAGAUCGAUGCUUGGGUUUUGCAUCUGACUGCAACUGCUGUAGCAGCCUACGACUAUGUAUGGCUGGCAGAUGGAGACGUAAAAACCUCGGACGUGAACUGGUUUGCCUUCUGGGCGAAUAUGCUGUAUUUUCAGCCACAGGUUGCUCAACCUGCCAUCGUGGCGUUCGACAAGGGGAAGGUUCACUGGAAGCACUGGAGAAAGGAUGCCAUAGUCAAGAAAUUUCAUAGAAGCACCCAGACACGAGGAAGCGAUCACACUGUACUGCAAGUUCUGGAAGAUGACGAGAGUGAGACGUGGGCCAUUGAUCCCACCUUGAUUGCUGCUGAGGUGGGGAUCGUCGAGAUAAUGACGCCUGUGCUCACCCCCAGGGCUUGGUUAGCUAUGAGGGAAGCACUUGUCAGCAACAGCAAGGCAAUGGAAUGGGUUACCAAAGGCGCCACGUGGUGCGUGGAUGUCAAGUGGUGCCAGUUGGCUCGUACGUCUGUGCUUGGCUUGGAAAUCGCAGGGGAACCGGACGUCAGUAUCGGGGCUGCGGCCCAAAGGUUUAUUCAGCAACAAUCCAGCUACUUUGGGGAGCUUUGGCCUGCUGGCAAGCGGCUAGAGGACUCGCACGAACCUCCUGCCUGCAUGGUAUUCUACCAGACACCUGUGCGUCAUCACAACUUUCAAUCACUGAAGAAGUCGUCUUUCAGGCACAAGAACUUCGAGUUGUGCCGCGAACUUGAGGUGGCGCUGACGAACACAACACUCCAAAGCGUGUAUCGCACUUUCUAC
Symbiodinium sp. CCMP2456 is the source of this 1122-nucleotide messenger RNA. The record is from the annotation of a GenBank genome assembly. Lineage: Eukaryota; Dinophyceae; Suessiales; Symbiodiniaceae.